Blepharisma stoltei is the source of this 844-nucleotide messenger RNA. The record is from the annotation of a GenBank genome assembly. NCBI's taxonomy places the organism in Eukaryota, Ciliophora, Heterotrichea, Heterotrichida, Blepharismidae.
AUGAAAGUUAAGGUUGAAAACCUUGCUCAAGAUAUCACAGCAGACAUGCUCAAAAAUGAAUUCCGAAGAAUUGGAGUUCGUAGUGUCGAGCUUCACAACCAAGACGAAAAUCAUUGGGCAUUUUUAGAUUUUCUUGAUAUCGUUCAAGUACAAAGAGCAAUUAAAGAAUUUGACGGAAAAGAAUUAGGAGGCAAAAAAAUCCACUUAUCGAAGCAUGAUGAAGUGAUCGUGCUCAAUUCUAAUAGAGCAGCAAGGCGCUCAAGAUCUAGAUCUCCACCAUCUGGACAAGUGAUAAAGUUACCGUCAUCAAAAUCUCAAGCAGGCUCAGGAGUCGCUGUUUUGCCUUUUGGAAAACCUAUAAAUAAGCCAGCACCAGUUCAUGAAGAAAUUAAAACUGAGUCAAAUGGAAAAAGCCAUUCACCUGCAAAAGAGCCUCAAAAAUUAAAUACAGAAGAAGUAAAGGUCGAGCCAAAGACGGUAGUAGUUCAAAAGCCGACAGAUACUCCAAAAGUGGAAGAAAAGAAAACAGUUCAAAAGGAAGAGCCAAAAAUUGUGGAAGAAAAGAAGAAAGUUGAUGAAGAAAUAAAACAUGAUAAUGAAGAUGAUGUAAUGGUAGUUGCUGAUGAUGGAAGCAAGCUAUUAUAAUCUCUACCUAUGAAUUGUCUAUUUAUUAGUAAUUAAAAAUAAUAUUAUAAUAUAAGAUAUUUUGAGCAAAUUUUUUAGAAAUGAUAUAAAAACUGACGAUCCUGCAAAACUUCACUGUAUUUCUUGCGACAAAACAAUAGCGAAAAAAUCAUUAAAAAAUCACAUAGGCACAAAAGCUCAUAAGGAAAGCAUAAAAUAA